This is a messenger RNA of Sporisorium graminicola, 717 nucleotides long. RefSeq lists its product as uncharacterized. The coding region runs from base 1 to 717 and encodes 238 amino acids. Lineage: Eukaryota; Fungi; Basidiomycota; Ustilaginomycetes; Ustilaginales; Ustilaginaceae. The transcript has a single exon. Gene Ontology annotation, molecular function: acetate transmembrane transporter activity. The record is from RefSeq and is a predicted model, not a curated record. Gene Ontology annotation, cellular component: plasma membrane.
AUGUCCGAGAUCAAGCAGCAAGAGAACGGCUACCAGGGCGGUGCGCAGCCCAUCCGUGCCCUCACGCCCGGUGGACACCCGCAAGACACGUCGCAGCCCGCGUUCCCCAUCUACCACCGCAAGUUUGCCAACCCGGCCCCGCUGGGUCUGUUUGGUUUCGCCGCGACCACGUUUGUGCUCUCGAUGUACAACGUCAAGGCUCGUGGUGUGACUGUGCCCAACGUCGUUGUCGGCCUGGCAAUCGCGUACGGAGGUGUCGCGCAGUUCCUCGCGGGCAUGUGGGAGUUUGCGGCCGGUAACACGUUUGGUGCUACCGCCUUCGCGUCCUACGGCGCCUUCUGGUGGUCGUACGCCAUCAUCCAGAUCCCCUGGUUCGGUGUCGCCGAAGGCACGUACAACCGCAACGGCGUGCCCGAGACGCAACUCGCCAAUGCCGUGGGCAUCUACUUGGCGGCCUGGUUCAUCUUCACGUUUAUCAUGCUCGUCGCCAGUUUCAGGUCCUCCGUCGGCCUGGUCGCGCUCUUCUUCUUUUUGGACAUCACCUUCUUGCUCCUCUUCGUCGCCGAGUUCACGGGCAAGUCGAACAUCCAGACCGCUGGAGGUGCUUUUGGUAUCCUGACCGCGGCGAUCGCCUGGUACGUCGGCGCCGCCGGCCUGUUGACUCCGGACACGAGCUACUUCACCUUGCCCGUCAUCGAGCUCUCCCGCCGCGAUUAA